This is a messenger RNA of Lutra lutra (Eurasian river otter), 3050 nucleotides long. It is a transcript of the gene ACVR1C, whose product is annotated as activin A receptor type 1C. The coding region runs from base 199 to 1680 and encodes 493 amino acids. Gene Ontology annotation, molecular function: activin receptor activity, type I; ATP binding. Gene Ontology annotation, biological process: cellular response to growth factor stimulus; activin receptor signaling pathway; protein phosphorylation. The transcript has 9 exons. NCBI's taxonomy places the organism in Eukaryota, Metazoa, Chordata, Mammalia, Carnivora, Mustelidae. Gene Ontology annotation, cellular component: plasma membrane; activin receptor complex. The record is from RefSeq and is a predicted model, not a curated record.
GCCGCGGGGGGCAAGGGAUGGGGGAGGCACGAAAGGGGGGCGCCCGCAUGGAUUAGAGCCAACCGCGCUCUUUAAAAAGGUGACGGGGCUGUGCUUCCAUCCCGCCCGCGCCCCGGGAACUUCAAAGCGGCCCAGGCGGCUCGGACCGCCUAGCUCCGCUCUGGGACCUCGCAGCCCCGGCGCGGCCGCCUGGUGGCCAUGACCCGAGCGCAGUGCGCGACGCUCCGCCAGGCUUUCCUGUUGCUCGCCACCGCCGCCGCGCUCUCGACAGGAUUGAAGUGUGUAUGUCUUCUGUGUGACUCUUCAAACUUUACCUGCCAAACUGAAGGAGCAUGCUGGGCUUCAGUUAUGUUGGCCAAUGGAAAAGAGCAGGUGAUCAAGUCCUGUGUCUCUCUCCCAGAACUGAAUGCUCAAGUCUUCUGCCAUAGUUCCAACAAUGUUACCAAAACCGAAUGCUGCUUCACAGACUUUUGCAACAACAUAACACUGCACCUUCCAAUGGCAUCUCCAAAUGCCCCCAAACUUGGACCCAUGGAGUUGACCGUUGUCAUUACUGUGCCAGUCUGCCUCCUGUCCUUGGCCACAGUUCUGACCAUCUGGGCAUGCCAAGGUCGACCGUGCACAAACAGGAAGAAAAAGAGACAAAAUGUGGAGGAACCCCUCUCCGAGUGCAAUCUGGUAAAUGCUGGAAAAACUCUCAAAGAUCUGAUUUAUGAUGUGACUGCCUCUGGAUCUGGCUCUGGUCUACCUCUGUUGGUUCAAAGAACAAUUGCAAGGACAAUCAUACUUCAGGAGAUAGUGGGAAAAGGUAGAUUUGGUGAGGUCUGGCAUGGAAGAUGGUGUGGGGAAGAUGUGGCUGUAAAAAUCUUCUCCUCCAGAGAUGAAAGAUCUUGGUUUCGGGAGGCAGAAAUUUAUCAGACGGUUAUGCUGCGACAUGAAAACAUACUUGGUUUCAUUGCUGCUGACAACAAAGAUAAUGGAACUUGGACUCAACUUUGGCUUGUCUCUGAAUAUCAUGAACUGGGUUCCUUAUAUGACUAUUUGAAUAGAAACAUAGUGACCGUGGCUGGCAUGAUCAAACUGGCCCUUUCAAUAGCUAGUGGCCUGGCCCACCUACAUAUGGAGAUCGUUGGUAUACAAGGUAAACCUGCUAUUGCUCAUCGAGAUAUAAAAUCAAAGAAUAUCUUAGUGAAAAAAUGCGAAACAUGUGCCAUAGCAGACUUAGGGCUGGCUGUGAAGCAUGAUUCAGUACUGAACACAAUUGACAUACCUCAGAAUCCUAAAGUGGGAACCAAAAGGUAUAUGGCUCCUGAAAUGCUGGAUGAUACAAUGAAUGUGAAUAUCUUUGAGUCUUUCAAACGAGCUGACAUCUACUCUCUUGGUCUGGUUUAUUGGGAAAUAGCCCGAAGGUGUUCAGUUGGAGGAAUUGUUGAGGAGUACCAGUUGCCUUAUUAUGACAUGGUGCCUUCAGAUCCUUCAAUAGAGGAAAUGAGGAAGGUUGUUUGUGACCAGAAGUUUCGGCCAAGUAUCCCAAACCAGUGGCAAAGCUGUGAAGCCCUCCGAGUCAUGGGGAGAAUAAUGCGGGAAUGUUGGUAUGCCAAUGGGGCAGCCCGCCUAACUGCCCUUCGUAUUAAGAAGACUAUCUCUCAACUUUGUGGCAAAGAAGACUGCAAAGCCUAAUGAUGAUGAUUCUGUUAAAAAGAAAUCUCUUACAGCUUUUUUUUUUUCUCAUUUUCCCUCUUUAUGUGAAUGUUUUUGCCUUUUUUUGGUGGUUGUUCUACCUCAAAGAUAAUGCAGUACAGUAUUUAAGGGCCCAAAGGCAGCAUGGAAAAAAUAACUCUGAAGUCAAGCAUGGGCAGGAAUUGACUUCAUCCCAUCUCUGUGUUGUCUUUAAUUUUCUUUUGAAAAGCAUCACAUCAGUUCAUCUUUUUAUUUAGUAAGAAAGAUAUUGCAAAAAUAUAAAAUAAGCUAUAUAAAACUAAUACAAGUCAUUAAGAUUUUAUUUUACUUGAAUCAAGAACACAUGAAUGAAGAAAAGGAAAUGUAAAAGCUUUUUUUUUUUCUGAUAUGAAAACACCUUCAUUAAAAGUGUGAACUAGAGCACGUUAUAUCUCAGCAGAAGUUUAGAUUAUAUAAUCUGCGGUUUUCUUUUCUUUUCUUUUUAAAUUUAAGAAGGGUCUUUGAAAAAAAUUACAUAUUGCCCUGAACUUCAGUGUCUAAAACACUGAAAAGGGGAGCCAUUCAGUUGGAAGAUAGAACUGAGGUCCCAGUAGCCACUGGCUUGGCCUCCUUUCUACCUGCUAUCCUGUUCUUCAUAACCCGCUACCACAGCAGCCCCCAAAGCAGUAUGAAAGCCACUACGAUUGCUACUUCCUCCUAUUUACAAAUGAGACAUCGGACAGCUUGGACAUUGAGACUUCCUGAAAGUCACAUAACCAGUGGUGGAGCUGGCACUAGGUCCAAAUCUUGUGAUAACCCACAGUGUAGACUUAGCUAACUUCCUGCUUUCCCAUUAAUUCCCAUAUAGUACUUUUCUCCUUACGCAGAAACAACAGCUUUCAUGAUGGUAUUCAUGGUUUAGUCAAACAGAAGACCAACUGGGUCAUUCUGCACAAUCAUAAUGGGCCUGCAUGAACUCUGAGGACAAUAUCCCUUGACGUUUUCCUCAUAGAAAUUUCAUAGUCUGACUAUUUGUGAGAUAAAUAUUAACGUUUUCUGAAUACUUCCAGAGUUUAAUCAGGUAUAAAGAUGCAUUGUUAGGAGGGGUCUUUAAGAUUUAUUUCAGAGGUUCCCACUACUUUUGUACAUACACACUUAGAAAGAAUAUAUAGGAAGUAGAGGGAGGAGGAAGUAGAAAAUAUUUUGAGAAAAAAUAAGAGAACUCUUCAGUAACUGUAAAUAGCUAUUUCCCUACCUUUUCAAAAUGAGCAAGUCGAUGCAAAAGAAGGCUCAUGGUACUCUUGCUUUUAUUUUACUUCCUGUGGAGACAGAAGUGAUGAAUUCUGAAUAAUACUUGGAACACUGAAUCUUUCUUUCAAAUCUGUAAUUCU